Molecule: messenger RNA, 1266 nt
Organism: Gastrolobium bilobum
Lineage: Eukaryota; Viridiplantae; Streptophyta; Magnoliopsida; Fabales; Fabaceae
Exons: 6
Coding region: 327-1061 (244 amino acids)
Cellular component (GO): membrane
Source: RefSeq, a predicted model, not a curated record
UGGAGACACUUUGAGAUGUAAGCAAGCAUAUUCUUUUAAAAUUCCUCGUCAGAAACAUUAUUUCCUCUUGUUCUGAACCAUGUUAUAAUGUAAUAUCUCCGUCUCGAGCCAGUUCAAUUAAGUUAUAGAAACAGGAAAAAAUAUAACUUACGAAAAUACGAACUAACUUUGAGACGGGAAUGUUACACAUCUCUUGUAUGUAUAGCACAUAUUUGAGGGCAAGCCUUAUAGAAGAGGUAAAGUUGCUCCUUGUGACCCACGAAAGCUCACGGGUUUGAGUUUUAAAACAAGAUUUUGCAGUAGGCAUCCUGGUAUAGUAUAGAGAAAUGGAAGACAACAUUACAAAGACAAUUGUUGUUGGAGUUGUUUCUUGGACAACAACUUUUCUCUUAGCAAGGAGAAUCUUUCCCAAGCGCUCUUUUGAUUUUUGUAACCGUGUUGUCUCUACAAUCCACGCAACUUUAGCAGUAACAUUGGCUAUGCUUUCUGUUGAAGAUUGGAGGUGUCCACUUUGUCCUUUGGCUUCAAAGUCUUCCCAUAGACAGAUGCAAGUUCUUGCAGUGAGCCUUUCUUAUCUCGUUUAUGAUUUAGUAUGUUGUCUCUUUGCUGAAAGAGUUAAUCUGGACAACAUCAUCCACCAUUUUGUAAGCAUUGUUGGACUUGGAGCAGGUCUUUGCUAUCAAAAGGGUGGGUCAGAGAUUAUAGGGGCAUUAUGGGUAUCAGAGACGUCAAGCCCAUUCUUGCAUAUGAGAGAGCUUCUAAAGGAGCUUGGUUACAGGGAUACCCUCCUUAAUUUGACUGCCGAUAUUCUAUUUGCUGCCAUAUUUAUAUUUGCUAGGAUGUUGGUCGGACCGUGCAUCACUUACCUAACUUUCUCUGCUAACAAUCCACUUCUCAUAAAGGCUAUGGGAUUGGGUUUGCAGCUGGUAAGUACAUUUUGGUUCUUCAAAAUUAUAAAAAUGAUGAAACACAAACUAACCAAGAGACCAACAUCUGAAAAUGGGACCAAGCAUACCAACAUCAUGAGGAAAACGACUAAUUCACAAUUUCAAGAUAGCUAGCGAUAAAUGUCUUGAGAGUUGAACAUCAUGCUCCUUACCCAUGAACAACGAGACACUAGACAAAUGGACACUUCUUAAGUUGCAAAAUCGAUCAUUUCAAUUUGCCUGUGUAAAGUGUGAACAAUGUACUGUAAUUUUGCAGCUGUUUGACAGUUGAAUUUGAUUGCCUUGUGCAUCUGGGAGACAUCAAUUUCGUACAUUAUUU